Messenger RNA from Mycotypha africana, 702 nucleotides. RefSeq lists its product as uncharacterized. NCBI's taxonomy places the organism in Eukaryota, Fungi, Mucoromycota, Mucoromycetes, Mucorales, Mycotyphaceae. The annotation marks the transcript as partial. The record is from RefSeq and is a predicted model, not a curated record. The transcript has 2 exons.
AGAAGGUUGCCUCUUGAUAACUGCGUUUUUGGUGACUAUCGCAACACAUUCAAGUCAAAAGUUGUUGAAGCUUGUUCUGUUAUCCGAAACUUGGUUCUUAGAGCCAAGCUCUUUGUGAAUUAUUACGUCUUGGAAAAUGCCACUCUUGCUGAGCCAAAGUGUAUUAAAUAUAUCUUUACACAAAAUUUUUGGUACUCUAUCAUACAGCUAGUGAAUGGACAAAGACCAACAAAUAGUAGGCUGAUAUCACAACAAUUACUGAGCUCGUUUGAUUCUUUUAAAACGACUUACCCUAAGAUUGUCUUCCCUGUCAAGCUCUUUCCUGGACUUAGUCAAGCCAUUACAGAAGCAUGCACCGAAAUUGCUACUUCCUAUACGAACAGUAUAGUGGAAAAUUUUGAGGAGAAACUUCUCUAUUUUUUGAUAUAUAAAAUACAAACGGCAUUUGUGUGUAUGCCUUGGAAGCUUGUCAAAAAGGUCACAAGUGAUUUCUGCUAUCAAGAGAUAUGCCAAGGAAAACCUAAAUGGCCAACUGAUGACUACCUUACCAAAGAUAUAAAAGCAAAGAUCCAAACCUUUUGUGAACCUUGGAAGAAGAAGCUGGGGAAGAAAGUGAACAUGAAGACAUUAUCUGCUGAUCCUGGGUCUUUCGUACCCUUUUUGUUAUCUUUGAACGCAGAAUUUGAGAGCGAACACGAUGAU